Messenger RNA from Aspergillus puulaauensis, 345 nucleotides. RefSeq lists its product as uncharacterized. The record is from RefSeq and is a predicted model, not a curated record. Lineage: Eukaryota; Fungi; Ascomycota; Eurotiomycetes; Eurotiales; Aspergillaceae. The transcript has a single exon. Bases 1 to 345 code for a protein of 114 amino acids.
AUGAUAGAGAGGCGAACAAUCAACAUUUCAGCGGAUCCCUGCGUCUCUGAAUUGGGCCAAGGAAACUGGGGCAAACAACCCAAAGUGAUCGACGUCAAACCCAUGGCGUUUCCAUCCAAUCUCGGCGUUGAUGACUGCGCGAUGACUGGGUCAGAUGCACAUCAUCUCUUUGUCAUUGGCUUGCAUGUGCACCUCAAGAAUCAGGAUCAAAAAGGGCUGAGCUGGCGACGCGCUGAUUCUUCAACUGACAACAGGGCAAACAGCACAUUUGGCCCUGAAGUCGGGCUGCACCUGCAGUUGUCCUUGCAGACUAGCACAGUCCUUUGCAUAAGUGGCGCGCUCUAG